This is a messenger RNA of Paramecium octaurelia, 746 nucleotides long. NCBI's taxonomy places the organism in Eukaryota, Ciliophora, Oligohymenophorea, Peniculida, Parameciidae. The record is from the annotation of a GenBank genome assembly.
AUGAAUUAAUUAAAUAGUGAUCUGAAAUCAUAAAUCAUCGAGUAUUUUGAAGAACUGCAAAACAAAUUGAAUCACAUCGGCUAUUCAAACAUACGUGUUAUAUUACCAGACGAUAUUGCAGUAACAUUUAAAUACAUCACCCGCAUCCUAGACUAGUUUAUAGAGUAAAUACUAAUUAUGUACAUUAAAGAUUGCAUUAAGAGAUGACAGAAUAAUAUGAGUUGCUGGAACAUUCAUUAUAAAAGAUCGAAUCGGAAAAUCGAUAUCACAUUCAUGUUCAUUUUAUCAUUUAUUUCAGAUAGAGCAAAGAUUGAAGAUUCAUUGCGAUGAAUUAGAAGAGAGUCUGUUGUAGAAGGAUGACCAACACAAAAUACUUCAGAUGAAGAUUGAAGUAAUAAUCAUUCAUCCAAUUUUAAGCUCUAUGAAAGACAAAUCAUGCAAUUGAAGAAAGAAAUUGAUGUCGCAUCCAGGAGACGAAUAGAAACCGAGAAGAGUGUAACUGAUACCCAAUCAAGAGUAAGCAUUUCUACUUACCGAAGCAAUACUUAAUGAUAAAUGGCAUACCCUCAUAAUCAAUAUUCAAACAAAUAACAAAACCAAAGACUCGAAUGCAGACGGAAUCUAUUGAGAUCAACAAGGUGAGGUCUAUCUCCUCCCUAGACUACAAUAACUUUUCGGUUUUAGUUAGAAGGAAUGAUGAACGAAAAAAGAGAUCAUCCACCAUUUAAAUCAAAUAAAAAAAGUGA